UGGCCGUUCAUGUUUUGUUUGUGUUGAAAUAUUCUUAAUCGGGGGUCAUUUUCUUGAUGGGAUUAGCAUUACUUAACCAAGAUCAAAUAUUUGAUUAAGAGAUAAUCAAGAAAAUCAAGACACAAAAAGUAAUCAGAGAUAAAUCAAGAAAUGGAUACCUAUUUAGAGAAAGUUUAUGUCAUACUUGGUAAUGAUUUACAAGAUGGGUUCAAGACUUUGGAUUGGACAAUCAAGAAAUGGAAACCAAUUCCAAUUUCUAUAAUCAUUCUUCAUUUCACAUUCAAUGUUUCAAAAGAAUUUGUUUACACCCCAUUUGGUAAGCUGCCUGCAAGUUCUGUUAGUGAAGAGAAGCUUCAAGUUUUAAGGAGAUAUGAACAAGAAAAGAUUGAAAAAUUACUUUCAAAAUAUAUUUCUUUUUGUGGAAAGGUAAAAGCUGAAAUAUUCAAAGUUGAGAAAUCUGAUGAACCAGUUCAGAAAGUCAUAGUAGAAUUAAUCUCAAGAUACAAGAUAACUAAAUUGGUAUUGGAAUUAACAUUCUUGAGAUCAUCUUCUUCUUGGAGAUCAAAGAAUUCAAUAAGUGGUUCAUUCUACAUCCAUGAGCAUAAACCAAAUUUUUGUGAAUUUUUCAUCAUAUGUGGAGGAAAAUUAGUAUUUCUUAGAGGAGAAAAUGAAGAUGUAAUAAUGGAAGAUGAUGAUCAAGGACUAACAAAAAAGGGAAAUAUAAAAAGUUGGUUUGGAAAAAUGUUGAAUGAUCACAACUCCUCUUCAAUAAAGAAUUCUCACCGUUUGUCUGUCUCAUCCAAAAGCCAAAAUCAGUGGGAAAAUUGUGCUCAAGAGAUUCAAAAUUACUAUGAGAAUUUGUUAUCUUCAAAUUUGGGUGAAGAUAAAGAUUUUGCUCCAUUGGAGGAAGGUGUGCACACAAUCACUGAAUCAAUGAAUGGGGCAGUAAAAGCAGAAAAUAUGAGAAGUAAAAUAGAUGAUGUGCAGAAAAUAAUCCGAUUGAACAAGGAAGAGAUUAAAGCCAACAUGGAACGGUCUGCCAAAGCUGAAUGGGCAUUAUGCUUAUGCAAUACCAGGGCUGAGGAACUUGAAGCUAAAAUAAAAGAAGAAAUUACAAACAGAAUGGAGAUAAAGAAAUCAUUAGACACUGAUACAGAACAAAUUCAAGAACUCAUAACUGAUAUAUCAGAAAACAAGAACAAAAGAAGUUCACUUCUUGAGUUACAGACAGAACUAUCAAACAAGCUUCAGUUAUUAACUUUGUCAAGAUUACGCGGAGAAGCUCAAUUAGACAAUGCAGUGAUUGCAAGAGCGGAAAUGGUACGAGAUAUCGAAGAGCUACGACGACAGAGAGACGUUCUUCAACGCAGAGUUGAGUUCUGUAAAGAAAAAGAUGCCAUUGGAAUGGUUACAAAGCUGAAUCAGUUAAGUUGUGGGUAUAGAGAGUAUAGUGCAGAAGAUAUUAGAUUGGCUACUGAUGGGUUUUCCGAGCGGCUGAGAUUGAAAUCGGGUGGUGAUUGGACAAAUGUGUAUCGAGGGCGUUUUCAUAAUACAGCAGUUGCUGUUAAAUUGGUGAAUUCUGAUGAUAAUUUAUCUCAGGAAGAUUUUCUUGCUAAGGUGAAGUUGCUUAACAAUAUAAGGCACCCACAUUUGCUAGCCAUAAUGGGUUUCUGCUGCUCUGAGCCAAAAAGCAUCAUUUUUGAAUAUUUGCACAAUGGAAGCUUAAGGGAUACAUUGCUUUCCUCCCAAGGAAACCACAGGAAAACAAACCGGGCCUUGAGAUGGCACGAUCGGAUCCGAAUUGCCCAUGAAGUAUGCUCGGGCCUGGUCUAUCUCCACUCGGCUAGGCCUAGGCCCAUUAUCCACGGCCAUUUGACAACAUCCAACAUCCUCCUGGACCGUAAUCUAGUUGCGAAGAUAAGCGGGUUGAAGUUCGGGCUCGGUCAAUGUUAUGACAAAAAUGAUGAUACGCGGAUCGACAUUCGGGCUUUUGGACUACUAGUGUUAAAUCUUCUAACUGGGAGUAAUUGGGCCGGGCUUGUCGAUGAGAUGAUGACGGUAGAUCCGACGGCCCUGGUUAGGGUUUUAGAUGAGGUGGCAGGACAAUGGCCUUUAGAUUUGGCUGAGGAACUUGUUGGGAUAGCAAUGAAGUGCAUUUCCAUUAACACUGGGCCUAAAACAAAGUUGAGUGCAGCAAAAGUAAUGGAAGAAAUGACUGGAGUAAGAAAAAAGGCAGAUGAGAUAGUUGGCAAAGGUGGUGGGUGUGAGGCUGUUGUUAUAGAAGGUGUUGAUGCUGAAGUUCCUAGCAUUUUCCUAUGCCCCAUUUUUCAGGAUGUAAUGAAAAAUCCACAUAUAGCAGCAGAUGGAUUUUCUUAUGAGUUGGAAGCUAUAGAAGAAUGGUUGAAGAUGGGGCGUGACACCUCACCCAUGACUAACUUAAGGCUUAAUCAUACAUUCCUCAUCCCUAACCACACUCUUCGUUCUCUAAUCCAAGAGUGGCAUAACAAAAAUUCCAUUCUCACUUCAUGAAAUUAUGAUGUCCUUUCACUUUGUACAUUACAAAAGAAGGUAUUUUUCUAAUUUUGGUGCCUCGGAACGUUGCAUAUAUCUCGACAAAAUUUCAUUUACAACUCUCUUGCCUUGUUUCUUUCGAAUUUCUAGCAAUGUCAUGUUUUUUUGUUA
Mercurialis annua (annual mercury) is the source of this 2682-nucleotide messenger RNA. RefSeq names its product putative U-box domain-containing protein 50. Gene Ontology annotation, molecular function: protein kinase activity; ATP binding; ubiquitin-protein transferase activity. Gene Ontology annotation, biological process: protein phosphorylation; protein ubiquitination. Bases 151 to 2529 code for a protein of 792 amino acids. The record is from RefSeq and is a predicted model, not a curated record. The transcript is spliced from 8 exons. NCBI's taxonomy places the organism in Eukaryota, Viridiplantae, Streptophyta, Magnoliopsida, Malpighiales, Euphorbiaceae.